This is a messenger RNA of Schistocerca serialis cubense, 3524 nucleotides long. RefSeq names its product eEF1A lysine and N-terminal methyltransferase homolog. The transcript is spliced from 11 exons. Gene Ontology annotation, molecular function: S-adenosylmethionine-dependent methyltransferase activity. Lineage: Eukaryota; Metazoa; Arthropoda; Insecta; Orthoptera; Acrididae. Bases 125 to 2143 code for a protein of 672 amino acids. The record is from RefSeq and is a predicted model, not a curated record.
UAAUUUAAAAUGAAAUGAGGAGGUGUGAGGGAAUGUCCUCUGGUUAGAAUAUUUUUUGUUGUGUUCAUGUAGCCGCUAAGCUUUCAGACGCUGAAAGCUUGUUAACCUGUUGCGCAGAAUAUAAAUGAGCCUUUUACCAAAGUCUCACGAAGAAUUUAGUCACAAGGAUUUCUGGAAUUCGUUUUUCAAGAAACGGGGAACCAGGGCUUUUGAGUGGUACGGAGAGUACCCGGAACUAUGUGGCCUGUUGCACAAAUAUAUCAAGCCAAAGGACAUUAUUCUUAUGAUAGGUUGUGGAAAUUCCUCACUGAGUGCAGAUUUAUAUGAUGUUGGCUACAGGCAUCUAACAAAUAUAGACAUUAGUCAUGUUGUUAUACGGCAGAUGAUUGAAACACAUGGCAAGGACCGGCCAGAUAUGGUUUAUAAACAGAUGGAUGCCUUACAUAUGACAUUCGAGGAUAAUGAGUUCAGUGUUGUCCUCGACAAAGGAACACUUGAUGCUUUGAUGCCGGACAACAGUGAAGAAGUUCAGAAGAGAAUAGAUAAAUUAUUCAGUGAGAUAGAUCGUGUCCUGCGGGUGGGUGGCCGUUAUGUCUGUGUCUCUUUACUUCAAGAACACAUCCUUCUGAAACUGUUGGAGUACUUCCCAGCUGCAGGGUGGAUGUUCAGAGUUUGCAGAUGUAUUGAAGCUGAAAGAAAAUCACCUGAUGGAGAUGGGCCUGCCUUCCCCGUUUUUGUAGUAAUUUGCACUAAGUUUAAGAAAUUGGCCAAUGCAACACCAGUUCUGGAAGUGUGCUUUACUUGUGAACAAAUUCAGAGAGUAAAGACACAAUCAGAUGUUGUUAUUGCUGUGAGGUCUGUGCAGCAAUCGGCAAUGGUGUGUGCCCGAUUGAGUCGUGGCACUGUUGCAGGCCAUGGUGAAGUAUCUUUAGAUUUGCAUCGACCUAAUGAAGAUACACCACGUUAUACUGUUUAUGUACUGGAUCAGCCAUACUCGAGAGAGACCAGUCGUCGCUUCGCAGCUUUCAUUGUACCACAAGGAAGAGAAACUGAGUGGCUGUUUGCAACCCCAGAAGGCAGAGUUGCAUUGCUAAAGUCUGCUGGCUUUGACAGGCUGGCAGUAGUAGCAUUACAUAGAGAUCACACGUAUAAGGGUUUGGAUGCAGUACAGGAAGAAUUGUGUGACAGUAUCUUGCACUUAGCGCCGCCAGGAUGUCGACAGGGUAAUCAGAUUCCCUUCCUAUCAGUUGGAUCUGAUGUUGGCCGUAGAGAAGUCUGUUACCGAGGCCAUAGUCAAAUGUCAGGUGACUUUGUGGUAGAAGAAGCUGAAGGUGAUGGUGGAAAACUAUUUAGAAGACUUAUUUUCCUGAACAAUCAAGGCACAGUACAAUCAGAAGCUCGUUUGAAGAUACUAAAAUCGAGGAAAGGAAAGCCAAAGAAAGUUGUUGACAUUGGAUAUUUGGCUAGUGACUACCUCAUUUAUAUGACUGUUGGAGUGGCUCUGGCAGCACCAGAAAAUUCAGUGUGUCAUGUAGCAGUAAUUGGUCUGGGAGGUGGUGGUCUAUGCAGUUUCAUACAACACUGUUUUACAAAGAUUCGAAUAACAGCUGUAGAUAUAGACCCUGUUAUGUUGGAAAUUGCAACAAAUUAUUUUGGGCUGGUUCAAGAUGAGCGCUUGGGUGUAUACAUUCGUGAUGGCAUUCAGUAUAUUCAACAGGCUGCAGAGAAGGGUACAACAUUCGACGUAGUGUUGUUUGAUGUUGACAGUAAGAAUCAUACACUUGGUAUGAGCUGCCCUCCAAAGGAAUUUCUGGAGCCAGAUGUUCUGCAGGCAGUUAAAACAUGCAUUGGAGAGACAGGGUUCUUCGUGCUGAAUCUUGUGUGCCGAAAUGUGGAUUUGAGGAUGCAGGCGCUCAAGAACCUCACUGCAGUCUUCGAUUCUGUAAGCUCUUUCAAACUUGAACAAGAAGUUAGUGAAAUAGUGUUUUGUUGUGGCUUUAAGGUUGUAACUGGUGAUGAGUGGCGUAGUUUGAUUGAAGCUGCUGCGGUAAAAGUUAAUGCUCUUGCAAAGAAGCGAAAAUUGCAGACAGAUAAUUUGGUCGAUGUCACUAACCUUGUCAGUUCCCUUCAAAUUAGUACAUGAAUCCUGAAGAACUAAUUGAAAUAGCUGUUAAAACAUCGUGACUUGCAUUGUUGUGAUAAAAGUACAUACUGUGGAGUUUCAAAGCUAUACUGAAAGUCAAAGCUGGUGACAUUACAUUGUGUCAUGUAUAAAUGUAUGUGUUUCAUAAUUUGUAUGGCUAUUCGUAGUCACAGGUUUGUAGAUAGUUUUCUAUUCUGAUUUGUAAAUUUGUAAUUAGACAUAUAUGUCAGCAGAACUAUUGUUUGUCAACUUUUGUAUAUUGUUGAAUGGAAAAGAAUGUUAUUAAACAGAGUACAAAGUGGGUGAUCACAGUUCAUUAUGUUUUGUACAGUAGUAUUACUGUGAAGUUGCAGAGCUAGUGUGUCAUUUGUCUAUCUUCUAUCACUUGCUUAAAUGACAUAGUGUUGCCCCCUGCACUUACCAGAAUGUCACUGUUCAGGAACUUCAAAAUGGUAAUGAUAAGAAAAGGUAAAACAAGACUAAAGAGAAUGUUACCUUGGCAUAAUUUUUUGAGAAGAUGGAGCUUAGAACAGGUGAACAGUGCAGAAUGGAAAGAAAGUGUUCUCACAUGGUGCUGUAUAUAUGAUUGCAUCUUAAGUUAUAAAAUAUCUUAUUGAAAUGUUAUAGACUUACCUGUUGGUUCUCUCCUCAUAGCAUUUAAUGUUUAAAUGAUUUGAUCUACCUAUAAGACACAAAUAAGAAUUCUGGCAUGGCUUAUUGAUGUAUAACAUCUUUAACCAUUAGUCUUUGUAUUAUUUGUUUAUGUUCAGUUUAUUACAAAUUUAAUGUGUUUGGAAUUACUGCAAGUUCAUUUUAACGCUGCAUUGCACAUACAGCAAAAUGGAAGUUUUCAACUACUAAGGUGUGUCUGCCAUGGUACACAACUGUGUCCAUCUGUAAGAAUUUCUGAUUACAGUAACUGAUAUAGAAUGAAUAGGUUAUGUGUUGCUACAUAGGUAUUAAUUUUGAAAAGUCAAGGAGAAGUCUUCCAAAUUAUAAUACUAGUAUGAGUUUUGGAGAUUUACAGACUGGCCUCACCUUCAUAAAUUUGCAGACACGAUUAUAUGCACUUUAUACUUACGCUGUGAUGAUCACACUUUAUCUGCUCCAUUCUAUUAAACCUUGUAUGUUGCAUUCUCCCUGGCUAUGUAACAGUAAUAUAGUUUGCACUAUAUUUGAAAGAUUGUAGGUAUAUUUUUUUGUGGGGAGGUUCCUGGAGGACACAGAGUAUGAAAAAUGGAAAUGAUUCUACUAAAUAGGUUAUAAUUAUUGGAAUGAGACUGAUUUUUUGGCCUGAUGCAUAAUGAAAGUAGUCAGUUUGCAGAAUUUGUGUGUGCUUCAAAAUUGUAAAUACCUUACAGUAAAUGGAUUUAUGUUAGCA